GAACCUGACACCCCAACCUUGUGGCCACCGAAUUACAAAUAUCGAUUGCUGGAAGCUGGACCCGUCCCCGACUGGCUGAAGGUCCUAGCCUGCCUGGAUUAUCGUACUUUUCCGUAUUUCUAUAAUACGAGUCAGCUAACCUCACCACCUCUCACCACCAUUUUAACCCCCUCCUCAUAUUCGUCGCCCAUCAUUGUCAUUCUCGUCAUUUGUCAAUUGGCGUUAUAUUUCUCUUAACACCAGUACCCUCGAUAGUUGCGCAUGAGCUUACCAGUACUCGCGAUGACGAACAUGUUGGACUCGCACUGGCCGGAGCUGGUACGAAAGCGGCAAAGGGAUGACGAGGAGGAGGAAAUGUGUAUUGGCCAGGGCGUGGGAGAUACUGCCAAUGGAACUCUAGGCUUCACUGAACAUCGAAACAAACGUUUACAGUCUCUUCCUCUUCGCACGUCCCCCUCCCAAAAACGAUGGUCAGACCUCCCGGGUUUCUCAACGGCGCCAGCAAGCACUACUAUUACUCCCACUGAUUCUGACUCGGAGGAGGUCCAGUACCAGCAAUCAACCCCAUCAAUGGACGUGGACAGGGACACAGAUAUGAUGGUGGAUUCUUCGUCCGAGUAUCUCCAACCUCCUCCGUCUCAGCACGACCCAAGCCUAGCAGGACGAAUGCCGACCCCGAUUCAUUGUACUUUUGCAGCCCAAGUGCGAGGAAAUAACUGGGGCCCGGUUAACGAGACGAUGCACGUGGUGAAUCAGACGGGCGGCGAUACAAUACCGGGAAACGGGUCCGGCUUUGGCCAAGCCGAGUCAUUCCAUACGAGACACGACGAAUCUUCAGUGCCCCGGUCCUUAGGAGGCGAGUGGUCUAUGGUCCAUAAUCGACGUCUACCGUCCCCUAUCAGUGAAAGUGGUGGCGAAGACAUGCCAACGAGCCCAGGAAUGGUGUUGGACUCGAGCGUUUCCGCCGCGUCUCACCAGAGACCAUAUUUGCCUCACAUGCCCCAUUCCACAAACCCCCAUGCUAUGGCCCUCCAUCCCAAUAUCCAAACCAUCCCCCCAGUUACCGAUGCCGACGCAGGAAUGAUGGACGCCGACCCUGACUCCUCUCCCUCUUCAGCACCUGCUACGCCAUCGCCAAGAGGCAAGUUUGGCCAUUCGCGUAGCAAACACACCCUUAAUACAUGGACGAUCCAACCCGGUAUGAAGAAGUCGUUCAGUAUAGGUUACCGAGCCGACUGCGAGAAGUGCCGUAUGAAGAUUCCAGGUCAUUUCAAUCACAUUAUCAUAUCCUAGAACAAGGAGUAUAAAAGGGGUGUAGUGCACUUUCGACUUAAGACUGGGCUAGGUAUUUUUUAAGUCCAGGGCAACCAGG
Messenger RNA from Hypoxylon fragiforme, 1372 nucleotides. RefSeq lists its product as uncharacterized. Bases 262 to 1293 code for a protein of 343 amino acids. Lineage: Eukaryota; Fungi; Ascomycota; Sordariomycetes; Xylariales; Hypoxylaceae. The transcript is spliced from 2 exons. The record is from RefSeq and is a predicted model, not a curated record.